Merops nubicus (carmine bee-eater) is the source of this 980-nucleotide messenger RNA. RefSeq names its product cytokine receptor common subunit gamma-like. Gene Ontology annotation, molecular function: protein binding; cytokine receptor activity. The record is from RefSeq and is a predicted model, not a curated record. The transcript is spliced from 7 exons. Gene Ontology annotation, biological process: cytokine-mediated signaling pathway. The annotation marks the transcript as partial. Gene Ontology annotation, cellular component: membrane; external side of plasma membrane. NCBI's taxonomy places the organism in Eukaryota, Metazoa, Chordata, Aves, Coraciiformes, Meropidae.
CGGUGGAGUGCAUUCUCUUCAACGAGGAAUACAUGACCUGCACGUGGGGAAGCAGAGAGAUGCUCACGGCCAACUACUCUCUCUACUACUGGUAUGAGAACGAGUCGCCCGUGAUGGAGUGCAAGCACUACCUGCAGGACCGGGGCAUCAGCGUUGGCUGCCUCUUCAAUCAGAGUGAGAUCAUCCAGUUCCAGCCUUUUCGUGUCCUCGUCAAUGCCAGCCUCAGCGGCAGGACCCUGGAGAUACCCAGCGAGCGCAUGGAGCUGCAGGACCUGGUGAAACCGGAGGCACCCGUCAACCUGACCAUCCGCAACAUGAGCAGCAACCAGCUGCAGCUGACCUGGUCCUCCCCGUACCCCAAAGCCCAGUGCCUGGAGCAUGCUGUCAAGUACAAAAGCAACAAGGACACCUCCUGGACGGAGCACCUCGUGAAAGGAGACAUAUUCUCCUUCCCCAGCGUGGACUAUGAGAAGUACUACACCUUCUACGUGCGCAGCAAGAUCAACAGCUACUGUGGCAGCACCCAGCUCUGGAGUGAAUGGAGCAUCCCUGUGGUCUGGGGCAGCAACUCCACUGGCAAAGGUGCAAUGGAGGAGCAUCCGCACUUGUUCUGGAUCCACACAGUCUUGAUCCCCACUGCCUCCUGUCUGCUCUUGCUGGUCCUUGUCAUCCUGCUGGUGCGCAUGGAAAGGGUCUGGGUCAUCCUCAUGCCCCGAAUCCCCAACCCCAGCAAGAAGUUUGAUGAGCUCUUCAUCACCCACAAUGGCAACUUCCAGGAAUGGGCUGGCGUCCCCAAAGAUGUUGUGGAGAGCUUCAAGCCAAACUACAGUGAGAACAUCUGCUACGUGAGCGAGCUGUCCCCCAAAGACAGCCAUGAGCCCCUCUGGGAGAGCAGCAACCACCCACCAUCAGCGAUGCUUGGGGCCCUGGCUGAGCCCCGUGAGCACAACCCCCACAAGAACAGCUACGUGGGAGUGUGA